Pteropus alecto (black flying fox) is the source of this 4363-nucleotide messenger RNA. It is a transcript of the gene MATCAP2, whose product is annotated as KIAA0895 ortholog. The coding region runs from base 957 to 2219 and encodes 420 amino acids. The transcript has 8 exons. The record is from RefSeq and is a predicted model, not a curated record. Lineage: Eukaryota; Metazoa; Chordata; Mammalia; Chiroptera; Pteropodidae.
GGGACCUGGCGGGGGUUGAGGUGCUCGCGGCCCGAAGCCCCACCCAACCCUGCGUCUCCCCACCCGGUGUAAGCUGAUCCCCUCGCCGGGGCGGUGCCGGGCACCCCGCGCUCCCUUCCCGGGGCUAGGAUUGAGAGAGCCCUGUGUUUGAAAUUGCACUAGCCCUUUGUCAGCUGUAGUAUUAUUCGUCCCCCCUCCCUUUACUCCACCCUAAGGGGUACUGCAGGUUUGGUUCUAAUCAUAAGAGGCCGGUUUGGCAAGUCCCCAGACACUGGGGGUUAAUGACCAGUAACCUGCCCUAGGCGCUGGAGGCUUUCUCCUUGGGAAAAUAAGGCCAGCAUCAACAGACGUUGUGAAGAGUUUAUACCCCAAAUUCCUGUCGUGCUUCCUAUUUUAAAUCCUAUUCAACUGCAAACAACGAUAGAGCUGGAAGGAUUUGAAAAGUGAUCCACUUUAAUCCUUUUUACAUCUGAGAGAAGGGAGACCCUGAGACCUUAGGUAACAGGUCCAGAAGAAACGAAAAUCCCAUUCUCUGUACUUGUUCGCCUGAAAAGUAAAACCGUUUAGAGAGUGACUGUCCAACAGUUCAACAAACUCACAAUUUUUCUCCCAGAGUGAAAUGGCCAAGAUCUAACAAGAAGACAGUGCCAAAAAGGAUUAAAGUCAAGUUCUCAACCACAGAAAAGCUUCACUGGCCUGAGCAGGAACUUGCUAAGAAGUCUAUUCUAAGUGCAGAAGAGUCAUUGGUCAUUGGCGACGACAGGAGCAUUUCACAUUUGUCUCCUGGAGUCCUGAAGGACAUUUUCACAACCGGAACCAGUAGUUACAAUGUCCUCCUACAGAGUAAAGAGGAGAAAAAGCAUCAGUCGCAAAAGCAGUCUUCCUCCACAUACUCCAAAAGAUGCAGAAAACCCAGCAAAUCUCCUAGCUCUUCUCGUAGUAAGGACCUUCGCAAGAUGAAAGCCCCAGUGCCGGUGAUGAGCGCUGGUCCUUGGUACUGCCUAGAAAGGCAGCCUGCUGUCUUUGUCACUAGUUCAGGGUCAAAUCCUGUGAAGUUUACACCUGGUAUCUCUGUUACAGGGAACAGCAUAGUACUGCCACCUAAACCCAAAAACAAGGUCAAGCGAUGCCAUUUCUCCACUCUUCCAAAGCCAAAGCCACAGCCUCAGCUGUCUAGAAGUUUUGAGAAAGGAGAUGACUCCUCUGGAAAGAAAUUUUGUAUACUGACUGCUAUAAAGCCCACCAACUUGGAGAAAGAAAAACUGAGAUUCUUCAAGUCUGACUAUACCUACAAUCCACAGUUUGAAUAUGCUAAUUCUUCUCUGCCAGGUGUGUUAGCCAAGCACAGCAGCGCAUCUGAUCGCUUUCUUAAGCAGUCCAUCAAUAUUAUGGAACUGACUUUACAGAAAUAUGGAAGUUAUGAAAAAUUCGAACAGGCCACCGGGGGCAGCCUGCUAUCUAAAACGCGCAUCUGGAGUCACGUCAGGAGGUACAUGGUGAAAGAAGGCUGCAUGGGUGAGAUUGUCGUUCACCUCACGGAGGACCUCCUUUCACGAGCUUCGAUGACGGUAGUUAAUGGCUGCCCGACGCUGACCAUCAACGUCUCCACUGCACGGGAGCACUGGCUGGAAGGGAUGCUGAGGCACGAAAUAGGCACUCAUUAUUUUCGUGGUAUUAACAACCUUCAGCAGCCGUGGAACAGCUGGACCGGCCGUAAAAAGCACGAGCUGAAGCCAAACAAUCCCACGGAGGAAGGGCUGGCAAGUCUUCACAGCGUCCUGUUUCGAAAAGACCCCUUUCUGUGGAGGGCUGCCCUCCUCUACUACACUGUCUAUCGCGCCAGCCAGAUGUCUUUCUGCGAACUCUUCAGAGACAUUGGAAAGUUCGUCAAGGACCCCGGUACCAGAUGGGAUUACUGCGUACGCGCCAAGAGAGGAUGGACCGACACCUCCCAGCCAGGGUGCUUCAGUAAAGACCAGGUGUACUUGGAUGGCAUCCUGCAAAUCCUCCGAUACAGAGACACCAUCGACUUCCACCUGCUGACCGCCCUGGGGAAGGUCUCUUAUGAAGACGUGGAUCGCCUGAAAGGGUUGGCAGUUACUGAAAACACGAGGGUCCCUCACUUCCUGCAGGACCGUGACCGGUACAUGGAACACUUAGAGAAGAUCAUGGAAGUGAAUGAGCUGGCCGACAGGGAGCUGAAGGGUCUCAUAUGUUAACUCGCGUUCUCGCGGACCCAGCUACGCUGGAUCUCCAUGUAUAUUCUCACGUAGGUGCACUUAGCACCAGCAGAUUUAAAAAAGAAGAAUGACUGUUUACAUGAGUUUUCUGAAGAAUGAUCUGCAGUAUUCAGCUGAAUCUUUAGGUUAAGUGCAAACCUUAAGCUAUUUCCCUGAAAUGUUUCUACAGGCUACAAGGGAAGGUUACUUGUUUUCAUCUGACUCUGUCGAGAGUCACAUGAAAAUACUGCUGAUGCAUAUUUUUGAAGGAUCCUCGUCAAACUGAGCGAUGACUUUCCUUCUUCCUGAGCAGUGUGGUCUCAGGGCUGCAGCCUGGGCACCACCAUCAGCUUCAACUAGAGGUUGAAUCUAGUGCUGUUAGACGCCAUGGUGAUAGUUUAUUUGAAUAUGGUCAUUAUUUUCCUUUGAAAAAUUAGUUUUGUUAUGCUUCCCAAAACUAGCUAUAUCUAAGACUUCGUAUUCCUCUUAAGGGUGUAAUGUGAAGGCGGAAGCAGUCUAUGAGUUUUCAUGAGUCCUUUAUUUUACAUGUUAUUAUUUCACCUCGCAAAUUUAUAGGAACUAACUUGGAAAGUUAUCUCAUUUUGUCCAGUUAUCCCUCAACUAAACUCUGUUUCAUUUGCUGAAACAUACUUCAAAAUUUUAACCAAGUUUGAGGGUCUUUCUCUCUCUGUUCCUUUAUGUAAAUGGUAAGUACAAGUUCCAGAGAGGUUUCUCUACCUAAAAUAGUUGGGUAAGAGAGGAGCUACUCAUCUUUUCAUUAAAUGGAGCAACAGACGAGGGGCAGACUAGCAGCUGGUCUGCUUCACGUAGGAGCCGGAUGUUGAGUGGGUGGCAUCUGUAGUAAACUUGACCAUGCUCUGAAAAAUAGAACUUCUGGGCGUUGCCAUUUGAUAAAACGGCCUAUUGAUAUCAGCCUGGUGUAUUUUAUCAAAAUCUUUGACUUUAUCAACCCAAUAAGGACAGUUUGAAUUUCAAAAAUGAGAGUUUGCUUCAUUUCUCCUGCCAAAAGCCUCUACACUUAGCUUUAUAAUUUAUCAGUUUUGACAUAUACCUGCACAUACAUAAUUGUGAUCAAAUGGUUGUUCAGACAACUUAUUUUAAUGAUCAGAAAGGCUACUGUAAACACCCCGUUCAAAAUUGCUACUGUAAUUUCUAAAGCUGUUGGAGAGUUUAUCUUUACCUCAGUUCAGGCUUAAAUAUGGUGCUAACACUGGUGGAUGUAUGUAUACUGCAAUGAUCGGUCCACAUUUGUGCUAGGAAAUGAUGUAUUGGAAAUCUUUUGCAGGCCAAGUUAUGUGAUUUUUCUCAUUCACAUAUCUAGAGGGCUUGCUGUAGAGAAGAAUGUUGUAGCAAACAGGAUGUUCCCUAACUGGUGCCUGGCAGUUCUUGCAAAGCCAGGCAUCUUGCCUUUGGCUGGAGUGGGCCAGGCCUGUGGAGCACUGAGGGCGCCCAGACACGUGUCACGCUGCCUGGAGUGUGGCCUGCGCAUCUCGCUGCAUGGCACUCGCCAGACACCAGCAGACUGUUCUUGACCUUGACCCCUCAAGCAUCAUUUCCUUGUAGCGGAGUCAUCCAGUUUCAGCUUUGUGUGGUGUUUUCUGACUUCAUCUUCAAACUUAACAAAGGUUAUUGUGAAACAGUGUCUUAUUAACUGGAAUUGAAGUAUAGACAGAAAUGGCAAUAUUUAUGUCCUGUGACUUAAGCCCAAAGCUUGUAAAUUCAACAUUUGUAGGUAAUUAUACUGCUAAUCUUAUGUUAUGGUUUAAAUAUAAAGGAAAAUCACAGCAGCCUUAAUUUCCUAUUGGUAGGGUGAUUUGCAGUGGCUAUAAUCUCCAAAUUUUAAAAUGGAUAUAUAUUUCUCUCUCUGUGGAAAAGGAAAAACUUUCUUGCCUUAAUUCUUUGGUAUAAAGACAAAAAACAUGAGCACUAUCUAGACAAAAAAAAACAAAAAACAAAAAACUCUAAAUCACAAUGAUUGUAUUGAUAUUUUAAAAGUUAGCAAUGAACCAAAAAAUAGUUUCAGAUUAACAGAGAUACUUAAAGAGCUCUAAGCUUUAAAAGUUGGGAUUGAAGAUUUAAUUAAUGUUUAUUAUUCUCUUUCCCGAAACUGCAUUAAGGUAGUU